Molecule: messenger RNA, 780 nt
Organism: Candida dubliniensis CD36
Lineage: Eukaryota; Fungi; Ascomycota; Pichiomycetes; Serinales; Debaryomycetaceae
Exons: 1
Coding region: 1-780 (259 amino acids)
Cellular component (GO): nucleolus
Molecular function (GO): RNA binding
Source: RefSeq, a predicted model, not a curated record
AUGGCAGGAAUCAAGAAGAAUAGAGAAAUUUUAACUGGAGGGAAGAAAUAUAUUCAACAAAAACAAAAGAAACAUUUAGUUGAUGAAGUUGUAUUUGAUAAAGAAUCUCGUCAAGAAUAUUUAACUGGAUUUCAUAAACGUAAAGUACAACGACAGAAAAAAGCUCAAGAAUUUCAUAAAGAACAAGAAAGGUUAGCUAAAAUUGAAGAACGUAAACAAUUGAAACAAGAACGUGAACGAGAUUUACAAAAUCAACUACAACAAUUUAAUAAGACUGCUCAAGAAAUUGCUGCAAUAAAUAAUGAUAUUGGAUUUGACCAAUCUGAUGACAAUAGCAAUGACAAUGAAGAAUGGAGUGGGUUUCAAGAAGAUGAACAUGAAGAAGUUGAUGAGGGAAAGAAUACAGAAAACCCAUUGAAAGGGAUUUUACAUCAUACAGAAAUAUAUAAACAAGAUCCAUCAUUAUCCAAUAUUACCAAUGGUGCCAUAAUAGAUGAUGAAACAACAGUAGUAGUAGAAUCAUUAGAUAAUCCAAAUACAGUUGAUACUGAAGAAAAACUUAAACAAUUGGCUAAAUUAAAUAAUGUUAAUCUUGCUAAAUCAGAUCAAGUCUUAGAAAAAUCGAUUGAACGAGCCAAGAAUUAUGCUGUGAUAUGUGGAGUUGCUAAACCUAAUCUAAUAAAACAAAAAAAGAAGAAAUUCAGAUAUUUAACUAAAUCAGAACGUAGAGAAAAUGUUCGUAAAGAGAAAUCAAAAUCAAAAGCAAAGGCAAAAAGGUAA